AUGUUGUUCAACUCUUUAGCAUCCAUUGUCCUUGUUGCUGUCUCUGUCUCAGGUGCCGCCUUAAAGGCCCGCGAAAACGCUUCACCAGCAUACACAGAUGUUGACAUCCUCCAGUACGCUCUCACUCUUGAGCAUUUGGAAAGCACAUUCUACUCGACUGCUUUAGCCAAGUACAGCGCAGAUGAUUUCACCAAGGCUGGAUUUGAGGAACGGGUCCGCACACGAUUUGAGGAGAUCGCAAAAGAUGAGGCCGAGCACGUCAAGAUGCUCACUGACGGUCUCGCUUCCGCCGGUGGUUCUCCGGUAGGCGCAUGUACCUACGAUUUCCCUAUGACGGAUCCCAGUUCGUUCGUCGCUGUCGCCAACAUCCUUGAAGGUGUUGGUGUAUCAGCUUAUCUCGGCGGUGUCCCCAUCAUCUCCAGCAAGGCAUACUUGGGCAUCGCAGGAUCUAUCACCACCGUCGAGGCACGCCACUCUUCAUACAUCCGAAACAUCCAAUCGCAAUCCCCGUUCCCAUCUUCGCUAGACACACCGAUGAACCCGAACCAGAUCUACACAUUGGCCGCUGGAUUCAUCAAACCCGGAUGCAAAACUUUGGAAGACGCCAAGUUACCCCUUAAACCAUUCCCAGCUCUUACCUUGGGAGCCAAUGGUCUUGUUUACAAGGGUUCCGAAAUCAAAUUGACUCCUGCAAAAGCCCCCUCCACAACCGGAGAUGUAUACGCUGUAUUCUACUACGGUUUAACCAAGACUCCCGUUGUAUGGAAGAAUGGUAGCACCACUGUGCCUCGUGAUGCCGCUGGUCAAACCUACGUCAUCUUAUCAACCGCCAAAGAGGUCACAGAUGCUACCACAAUCGCUGGACCAGCAAUUGUGGAAGUUAUGGGUUAA
Messenger RNA from Melampsora larici-populina 98AG31, 891 nucleotides. RefSeq lists its product as uncharacterized. The transcript is spliced from 9 exons. Bases 1 to 891 code for a protein of 296 amino acids. NCBI's taxonomy places the organism in Eukaryota, Fungi, Basidiomycota, Pucciniomycetes, Pucciniales, Melampsoraceae. The record is from RefSeq and is a predicted model, not a curated record.